AUGGGUUCAGGUGGAAGCACAGAGGCGACGAAUCAACAUGAAAAAGGGGGGACCGUACAGCGGAACGAACCCAGGAGGGAGACAGGGCGUGAGGGACAAAAUAACCUUAGGGUAAGGAAUGACUCCCCAGUGAACAAUAACACCCCUCGGAAUGCCAAAACAAAAUUCAUCGUCAAAAAAGACGACAGUGUUGACUUAACGAACGAUCUAAACUUGGAUUCCUCUUGGAAUAAUGACUCCAAAACGUUCCAGAAUAAUAAUCAGGAAAAGCAAUAUAAUGACUAUAAUAGCAAACAGAAAACUUCCUUGCCACCCCGACUCCCCGACCCCCCUGUAGAGGACCUACCGGAGACGUACGCUCAGAGGGGGUUCCGGGAACAGUACCGACCCAACGACCUCCUCCGACAGAAGACCAUCUACAGGGACCCGGACGAGUGGGAGCUUCCGGAAAAACGUGAAAGUGUUGGGAGUUUCGAUGUUUCAAAGUUUAAAGCUGCCAACGCCAAUGUACAGUCACAACAAAAGAGAGAAAUAUUUACUAUGACACCAGAUUAUACUAGGAAUACACGUCAAUCGGAAAAUGCAGACGAUUUGUACCGAACUCCAACUUAUCAGAAACAAAAAAGUGUCCCAAAGUAUGAUAUUUCAGAAGAAGAAUUAAUGGCAGAUAUAGAAAGAGGGUACAUAUAAACGUUUGUUUUCCCUGUCCUAAAAUAUAUAAUUGGAAUAAUACCACCUUGCCAAGUUGUUAACAUACAGUUCAAAAAUCCGAAAGUUGGUCAGAUGGAGAAAGACACGACAACAGUGAUUUGAAAGAACAUUUACAAAAAGAUAUCUGUGAUUUUUAUGAAGUCAUUUUUAUGUUUAUUCAAAAACACUUGUUUAAAACACAUUGUGUUUACUGAAAGAUAUUGCACAUUGAUUCGAUU
Molecule: messenger RNA, 929 nt
Organism: Saccostrea cuccullata (small rock oyster)
Lineage: Eukaryota; Metazoa; Mollusca; Bivalvia; Ostreida; Ostreidae
Exons: 5
Coding region: 1-690 (229 amino acids)
Source: RefSeq, a predicted model, not a curated record